This is a messenger RNA of Scomber japonicus (chub mackerel), 3999 nucleotides long. RefSeq names its product protein phosphatase 1, regulatory subunit 26 (gene ppp1r26). NCBI's taxonomy places the organism in Eukaryota, Metazoa, Chordata, Actinopteri, Scombriformes, Scombridae. Gene Ontology annotation, molecular function: protein phosphatase inhibitor activity. Gene Ontology annotation, biological process: negative regulation of phosphatase activity. The record is from RefSeq and is a predicted model, not a curated record. Bases 198 to 3494 code for a protein of 1098 amino acids. The transcript has 2 exons.
UCGGGCGGUGCGUGAGCCGGUGACGGACUCCGAAAUAUCUCCACGACGGCUCCCCUAUCAUCCUAAAAAAAUCAACGCUGCAAUGAGCACACUCUUUCUGUAGCGGUCGUUUUGUGUCAUACCCAGAUUGAACAAUGUGAUUGUGAUCGGAGGCACCUGCUCUCCCAUGGUCCAGGACCUCAUCUUACUUCACUAGAAUGUACUUGAUGAACGUACCUCCUGUUGCAGCGACUCACACAGAAUGGAGAACAUGUGGCCCACCUGGAGGCUAUAGCCUUCCAAUCUGCUUCAAUGACUCUGACACUGAGUUGUCUACCAGAGGCACACCUAUCUCAGAUAAGGUCCAGAUGAUCAUAGAGAGCCUAAGGAGCACCCAGUCCUCACUCGAGAUGGGCGACGAGAUCGAGGGAAAUGUGCUAUCAGGACAGGAAGGUCAUCCCCAAGUCUGCAAGGUUGCAGUGGGUUCUUUUGUAGGAACCAAGUCCAAAACUAAAAGUCCCCCUGAAAACCAGCAGGAAGGUGUUUCCUCUCCAAUCAAUCAUGAGAGCAGUGACUCUGACAGCGAUGAUUCUGUGGACAGAGGAAUUGAGGAGGCAAUACUUGAAUACUUGAAGGAAAAGGAUGAUCACAAACGCAAGGCAGAACCAUGCACUACUUUCCUCCAAACAUCAAAAAUUCCCAGGAAAAACCCACCCACUCCUGAGGUUUCCAAACAAAACUCUGACAGUGAUACGUUUUUGAUUGCAAGCAACCAGUUUCCAACCAGUGUCAAAACUGAUACCCCCACUGCACCAGCUGUCAUACCUAUAAAAAAGUAUAUCAAAAACAAGGCCUUUCUUAAUGACAACACCUUUAAGAACUUGGAGUUAAAUAAAACAGCCAAAAGUUUACAAUUGGCCAAAGAGCAGACAAAGAGCCCCUCUAAAACAAUUGACCUCAUGAAUGAAAUUAAGUCCCCAGACACAAUUAAAGUGGAAGAAGAUUCAAAUGAUUCCAGUAGUGACGAUGGCAUUGAGGAGGCCAUUCAACGAUACCAGUUGGAGCAAAAAGAGCAGCAGAACAGAAGGGAAACAUUCAAGCCACACACAUUGGAGGAGUCUGACUCUACAAGUGACGAUGGGAUUGAAGAAGCUAUUCGCAGUUACCAGCUUGAGCAGCUCAAAGAGAAGAGUGUCUUCAAACCGUUCUUAUCCAAGCAAAAACCUAUAAAUAAGUCGAUAAUACAGGCUGUUGGAAGUACAAGCAUGGAAAACAUGAAGAAACACAAACUGAGAAAGAAAAAGAACAGAGCAGAGAGAGAGGAGAAAUCUGCUCUACACCCAUCUAUUUUCAUUCCCAAGAACACAGGGGCUGACAGCCAGAGAGGUAAAGGCAAUGGAUUACUUUCACUGAAAGUUGAAAGUUUUAAGGAGCAACCUACACCUACCCCUCCAAAGGCCAAUACAACUGCAGAGCUUAUGUGUGCUGAGGCAAUACUUGACAUCUCAAAAACUGUUAUGCCUGUGGACUUCCAUCACAGUGUCAGCCUGAGCAGCUGUGCCCGCAGUGAAUCUUCCUUGCAAUCAUCAGCCCCUGACAACUGCCCAGAUGAUGAGAGUGAUGACAGCUCUAUUGACAGUGAAGAUGGGAUUGAGCAAGAAAUCAGGAAAUUUCUUGAGCAGAAGGCGCAAAUGCACAACAAGCCACCCAACUCUGCUGUUACUCAAGAGCCAAAAAGUAUAAAUGAACCAGAGAAGAUGAAAACGAAACCAGUUGUAACACAAAAGAAGCCCCCAAGAUUGUCCUUGACACAGAGAAGAAAACACAAAGAGGAAAACUGUAGUGUUUCCAAUGUGUCAGGGAUAGAAAAUGUUAAAGAUACAGCCCCUAAACCUUUACAUGAGCAUAGACAAGAAUCAAGUCCAGUAGCAUUUUCCCAGAGAACCCAAACACAGCCAAUAGCUGGAUUACACAAUACAGAUCAAAGUGGAGACAAAAGCAGUUCUCUUGAUAGUGAUGAGGACUUAGACACAGCUAUUAAAGACCUGCUCAAGACAAAAAAGAAGUCAAAGAAAAAGACAAGAGACUUAAAGCGGAAAUCAAGCAAGUGCCUCAAGGAGGAAAAAACACUGUUAGCGAAUGCUUUACAGGCCAAAAAGUUGAAACCUGAUCCUAUUUCCAUGCGCAGUGCUUUGAAAAAGGUCCAGAAAAGUAAAGUUGACAUGAGAGACAAGUCUACGUUGAGUAAAAAGACAAUUUUGCAACAGAAACAAACUAACAAGAGUAAAGAGCAUGAUAUGCUUGAGGAUGAAACUGAGAAAUUCAAAGGAACUGAGGGUCAAGACACCACAUUGCUGUACAAUACUCAGACUGUUCUUCACAUAAAGGAAGACAGCAGUUCAGUAGACAGCGAUGACAGCAUUGAGCAAGAGAUCAGAAGGUUUCUAGCUGAAAAGGCCAAAGUUUCCACUGCAGAAAAAAAUAAAGAUGGGGAGGUGUCAAGGAAUGGUACUGUCAUGGUUGGUACCCUACAUAAAGAGGAAGACAUUAAACAGGAAAAUCAGCUGGCUGAAAUUCCAAGACAAAGUAUCAUGUCCCUUUCUGGACGAUCUCCUCCAAGUAAUCCUGAAAGUAAACCACCUCAAGAGAGACCACAACUUCCAACACCACUGAGUCUGCUGCCAGACAACUCUACUUUCUAUUCCGUCAGUGCACAAUCAUGUCUGUCCUCAGUCCAGUCCUGCAGCCCCAGUGUUUUGGAGCCAGCAGAUGGGGCUGGGGUUGCUAGAUCUGAGCAAAGAAGACCUUCAACCGCGAAAGGUAAUAUCCAGGAUGUCACUCCACAGAUGGAGAGAGUUCGGCCAGUUUUGAGUACCAGCAUUGCUCAUUCUCGCUCUGAGUCAAUCAAGUGGCGCCAGAGCCUUGGACUCCCCACUAGUGACACAAGAACACUUAGUCGAACUCCAUUCCAUAUCACCUCGUCUAAAAUCAGCGAGACUGCAUCGGAAACGUCAUCAUAUCAAGGUCGGGGCAUCGAUCCCAAAUCACAAACUCCAGUCACCGUUUGGUCCUCUGCAAGGACCAGCAGAGCACCUUUCGCCUGUUCCACAGAGAAAAGUGUAAAUAUGUGUCGACCGCCUGUUUUGAAUCUUUUGUCUCCUGCCAGGCAGCUACCAGGAAUGUCAUUUACACAGAGCCUUGCGCCUGGUCACUGUUUGCAGUGCCCUAUAGAAGGAGAGACAAAGAGCAUGGUGCACAUGUCUAAAGACAAGAGUGUGUUUGUCGAACUUGAAUCUGAUAGGACCAACCAUGUCCAGGUCAGAAGCAGAGAAAGGAGCGAGGGAAAGGAGAGAGCAGACUUGCUAAGUGAGAUAAAAAGAGAGGACAAGAGCAUGAAGAUAGAUGAUAAAGAAGUACAUCCAGAAAGAACAGAGGAAGAAUUUAUAGACGAGGCAGAUAGUGAGUCAGACAACAGGAGAAAUCCAGAGAAGAAGCAGGGCUUUUCCACAUUGUAAGUAUUUCUUUGGCCACUAUGUCGCAUAGCAUCAUAAUCCAAUUUCAUUACUUGAUUGUGCCCUGCUUAUAAAUAUAAUGUAGGUUAUGAUCAAGUUCAUUUAUAGGCUUGAAGGGAAUGUUUGUCAAUAAGAAAAACAAAACCGGCAUUUUUAAAAAUGUGUUUGUACAUUUAUAUGGCUAUGUAAACAUCAUCAUGAAACUUUUUUUGUGCUCUGAAGUUACUUCAUAUCACUGAAACUUUGAAAAGCAAUACAGUGACAUUUUGGCUCAGGAGGCAGACCGGCAUGAGUUGUACCAUAUAUUUUAUGUAAUAAAUAGGCGACCAAAAAAUUUUACCUCUCAAUAUGAUAAAAUAAAGAUUAAGUCAAAAUGCUUGGAAAUUAGGAUGUAUCUUUUUUUUAAUAUACAAGUGGGACAAAAAAAAUUAACAAAGUUAAUCAGAAAAGUACAUGCUGUUAUUACAUAAUCUUAAUCGCAAUUUACCUGAGAUAGGCUUACUUAAAG